AUGAUUUUGCUUUUAUUAGUAAUAAACUCUGCCUAUUGUUUGUAAUUUGGGUAUGAGGCAGAGAAGGGAUAAUAAAUCUGCUUUACUGAUAAUUUUUCAAAAGAAGAUGUAUUUGACAUAAGAAUAAGUGCUAAUUCAUCAAAUUAUGGUGUGAAGAUUGCUGAGGCUAACUCUUAAUCAAUUGAUAGUUUGUAUGAUAGAAAAGGAUCUUGGGAGCACAAUUAUUAAUACCAAUCAACUUCUGCAACUGCUCAUGUUAGAUACUGUUUAACCAAUUUUGAGAAUGACUUCAUCAUGUUUAAUAUUACAUAUAAAACUGGAUCAGAGUUGGCUAACAUGGGAAAAGUAGCUAAAAUUUCAGAUUUAAAUUAAAUGGGAGGAAUCAUUAAAAAAUUGAAUACUUAGCUUGAUGACAUAAAAAGAGAAAGAUCAUUCUUGAUAGAAAAAUUUGAUUACAUGUCAAAAUUAUAAGGUUCAAUUUCUAAAAAGCAAAUGGCAUUUGGAUUUCUAUGUUUAGGUUUAUCUAUGAUUAUUACAGUAAUCACUGUAAACAUGAUUAAAAGAAUAUUAAGAUUGAAAAAAGAAUCAUGA
Molecule: messenger RNA, 591 nt
Organism: Paramecium primaurelia
Lineage: Eukaryota; Ciliophora; Oligohymenophorea; Peniculida; Parameciidae
Source: the annotation of a GenBank genome assembly